Molecule: messenger RNA, 2062 nt
Organism: Marmota flaviventris (yellow-bellied marmot)
Lineage: Eukaryota; Metazoa; Chordata; Mammalia; Rodentia; Sciuridae
Gene: Cxcr6
Product: C-X-C motif chemokine receptor 6
Biological process (GO): G protein-coupled receptor signaling pathway; calcium-mediated signaling; inflammatory response
Cellular component (GO): membrane; external side of plasma membrane
Molecular function (GO): C-C chemokine receptor activity; C-C chemokine binding; C-X-C chemokine receptor activity
Source: RefSeq, a predicted model, not a curated record
AUGUGCAGGCUGGCCAUGUAUAUUCUGACCUGUAGGAUGGAGGUAGGGGUGGAACUCUAAAUUACCAGCCAAGAGCGCUUAAAUGUGCAACGGAAACACAGACCACAUCACGGAGGAGUAGAGGCAGAUCUUGCUUGGUGAGCAAGCUCAUCUCUAGAACAAACUGACAGGGCACUUGUGCUGGAGAACCUCAGAGUAGACGCCAUGGAGGAGUAUGAUUACUCAGAUCCCAUGCUCUUCAACACCUCCAGUGACAGUAGCAAGGUGCACGAGGGCUUCCUGCAGUUCAGAAAGAUCUUCCUGCCCUGUGUGUAUGCAGCAGUGUUCAUCUCUGGCCUGGUGGGGAACUCCCUGGUGCUGGUCGUGUACAUUUUCUACCAGAAGCUGAAGAGCCUGACAGAUGUAUUCUUGGUGAACCUGCCCCUGGCUGACCUAGUGUUUGUCUGCACUCUGCCCUUCUGGGCCUACGCAGGCUUCCAUGAGUGGGUCUUCGGCCAGGUCAUGUGCAAGACCCUCCGGGGCAUAUACACGAUUAACUUCUACACGUCCAUGCUCACCCUCACCUGCAUCACCGUGGAUCGCUUCAUCGCUGUGGUUCAGGCCACCAAGGCCUACAACCAGCAGGCCAAGCGGAUGACCUGUGGCAAGGUCAUCUGCUUGAUUAUCUGGGUAGUCUCCCUGCUGGUUUCCUUGCCACAGAUCAUCUACAGCAACGUCCUACAUCUCGACAAGGUCAUCUGCGGCUACCAUGAUGAAGAGAUUUCCACCAUGGUUCUUGCUUCCCAGAUGUCUCUGGGGUUCUUCCUGCCACUGCUUGCCAUGAUCAUUUGCUACUCCGUCAUCAUCAAGACUCUGCUUCAUGCUCGAGGUUUCCGGAAGCACAAAUCUCUAAAGAUCAUCUUCCUCGUGGUGGCCGUGUUCCUGCUCACCCAGACACCCUUCAAUCUUGUCAAGCUCAUUCGCAGUACGAGCUGGGAGUACUAUGCCAUGACCAGCUUUGACUAUGCCAUCAUGGUGACAGAGGCCAUUGCAUACCUGCGGGCCUGCCUUAACCCUGUGCUCUAUGCCUUCGUUGGCCUCAAGUUUCGGAAGAACUUCCGGAAACUUGUGAAGGAUAUUGGCUGUCUCCCUUGCCUGAGAGUCUCAAGUCAGUGGAAGUCUUCUGAGGACAGUUCCAAGAGUUGUUCUACCUUUCACAAUGUAGAGGCCAUCAGCAUGUUCUAGCUGUUGGCCUUGCUGGACUUGGAGAAACUGCUCUGGAAUUGGCAGGAGCAUGGCUAUGUCCUCUGGAACUGAUGAGGGAGGCUUUGUUUAUAGCAUCUGCAUUCUCACAGAGAAGAUAUCAGACAUGGUGGCUGGCAUGCAAUGCUCUGUAGACAUGGACAUACCCUGCUCUCUUCUUAAGACCCAGGCCUGAUGCUCAAAGUGUGUGGGGGGGCUACAAUUUUUAAGGACUUCUUCAUCCCCAAGAACACUGAAGCCAAGGGGAGAGGAUCUUAGGGUCUCAGGUUUGUCAUUACUGUGACUGGGGCUGAAGGCUGAAGAGGGAGCACAGACAACAAAGCUGUUGGUGGAAGGUGAUAUGCUGGCUCCCAAGUACAGAAGACUCUUCUAACCACUGAGCAAGGAGUGGAGAUGGGAGUGGCCUUGAAGACAAGUGAGGUCUAUGUGGCUCAGACAUCAAUCACCAGGCACCGAACAGGAAUGAGGACAAUGUCUGCCACACCUUGGGUUUUGACUUUUGCAUAGAUGAUGCUUAGGUUCUCUCUGACUAAUCCUGGGAGGACCAGCCCUGGAGACUGUAUGUGGACCCAAAUUAGAGUUGGCUGAAAAUUCCACUGGUCCAUGAACAUGCUAGAAGAAGGUGCAAAACAUCUUAAGACUAGAACAAAUCUAAGCGUCACUUUUGGAGUGGACCCUUCGGUGGCUUCACUCAUUUAAAAAAGGGAAUUUAUCAAAGACCUGCCGCAUGCACAUAUACAAAUGUGCACGCACACACCCACACACAUCAGCGACGUAUCAGUUUCAUGACCAGAAAUAAAAAUCUUAGUCUUCAAACUAC